GGGCGCUGGAUUUGUUACUGUUACUAAGCGUAAUACAUACUACUUUAUACGUUUGGUCCUGAAAUGGAAGUGACAACAAUCAUGCAAAUUUUCUAGCUGAUGAAAGCAAGACAUAUAAAGUCCUCUUCCUCUUCCCCCUACAUUCCAAUUCCCUAUUGACUACUCCAUUCCAGUCUUCCUUCAAUUAUCCACACAAUCAACAAAAUAUCAAUAAUUUUUUGACAAAUCCGAUCAACAAAUCCCCAUGUCUUCAUAUGCCUUAUCCCAUGAACACCCGAGCGGGCCAGGUGAUGCCCGGCCAACUGCGCAACAAAUAAUUCAAGAUGAGGGGAUCGAAGGGCAGUGGGCCAAUAAAACUAUCUUGAUCACAGGCUGCUCUUCCGGACUUGGUGUUGAAACUGCUCGUGCUCUUGCCGCAACAGGCGCAACACUUUAUCUCACUGUUCGAGAUGUAGCAAAGACAAAAGCUAUCUUAGGCGACCUUCUUCAACUUGAUCGCAUUCAUCUACUGACCCUUGAUCUCAACUCUCUAGCGAGUGUCCGAUCUUGUGCUUCAGAGUUCCUGUCGAGAUCUGAGUCGUUGAACAUCCUUAUCGAGAACGCUGGUGUCAUGACCACCCCUGAAGGCCGUACGAUGGAUGGAUUCGAAACCCAGAUUGGUACUAAUCACCUGGGUCACUUUCUCCUCUUCCAGCUGCUCAAGCCAGUUCUCUUGGCCUCAGCAACACCAGAAUUCAAUUCGCGAGUGAUCAUCCUCUCCUCAGUGGGCCACAGAAUCUCUGAUGUCCAUUUUGAAAAUCUGAAUCUGGAAGGGGAAUACGAACCGUGGAAAGCAUAUGGACAGAGCAAAACUGUAAGUCUAUGGGCAGCUAAUCAUAUCGACCGUAGCUUUGGGAAUCGUGGCUUACACGCUUUCAGCCUUCACCCCGGUUCUGUUAACACCGACCUGUCACGACAUAUGUCCCCCGAGGAACUCAAGCAGGCUGGAGAAGACAAGACUUUUGCCAAUAUGAUGAAGAGUGUAGAACAGGGUGCUGCAACAACAGUUUGGGCUGCCGUCGCUGGGGAGCUUGAGGGCACUGGAGGGAAAUACGUGGAAAAUUGUCAGAUUUCGAAGCCAUAUGAGCCAUCUGCUGGACAGUGGGGUCCAGGCUACGCGCCUUGGGCCUACGACAGUGAGAAAGAAGCAAAAUUGUGGGCUGUGUCUUUGAAGCUUGUUGGUAUGCAGGAUGACUCCUAGAUACACUAGAUUUUUGGUGCAAUGACCGUGAAUGUUGCGUCAAUAGCUGCAAAAGCAAAUAAUAGAACGUCAAUCCAAUUUUUACCUA
Messenger RNA from Botrytis cinerea B05.10, 1328 nucleotides. RefSeq lists its product as hypothetical. The transcript has a single exon. The record is from RefSeq and is a predicted model, not a curated record. Lineage: Eukaryota; Fungi; Ascomycota; Leotiomycetes; Helotiales; Sclerotiniaceae. Bases 245 to 1240 code for a protein of 331 amino acids.